CCAUGGCGGAGCAGUGAGCGCGCGUUCGGCGUGUGGGGAGCGGUGCCUCGAAUCGCGCUGUGUGUGCAUGGAGCGGCUCUGGGAGAGCGCCCGGCAUCGGCAUGGAGUGGCUAAUUAAAUAAACAGCUCAUUAAGUGCCGUUAGCGGGCUGCGUUUGUGCACGCGUUAGUAAGGGAACAGGCUUGGGAUCAUUCCUGAAGUCUUGCUGCAUAGUGCUCUGUCACCCCAGCAGCUGAGGCUAUGCCACACUCUCUGAACUGCUCAGUCACCAUUCUCCCCACUUCCUGAACCUUUCUCAACUCAUCCAUAGCCUGAGGGAGACCCAGAGGACCUGGUCAGCUGUUGUGUGAGAUGCUGCCAAGUGCUGGUGUCUAUUACUUCCCGUGGGAGAUCAACAGCUCAGUCCCCGAGGGGCAGACACUGAGGACAUUUGGCAGGUUAUGCUGCUAUGACCUGGCCCGGUCUGAAGCCAUUCUCACCACGCAGCACAACUCGGCUCAGUACCAGGUCUGUGUUGACACCGAGUUUGUGGAGCCAUUCCAAGCCCAAGUGGGAUCUUCCUACAUGGUCCUGGGAGAGGCUGAACACAGGGAAGAAACUUCCAGUCCUGUGGUAAAAGCACGAAUCUUGACCUGCGUGGAAGGGAUGAACGUGGCCCUGCUGGAACAAGCCAUACAGGAGCAGAGGAAAUACUUCAAAGAGAGGCAGGAGCAGAGGGAAAGCAGCACAUCCUGACAGCACCUCUGAGACCAGCCACACGCUGGUCCUUGCACUGCCAUUUGCAACAAAUAUGUUAAAAGUCAAUUAGGAAGUGUGUUUGCUGUGGCAAACAGCAAAGUCACUGAGCAGGGGAAAAAUUGAAGACUGAGUCAAUGUGUGUGACUGUGGGCUGUCCAUUCCUGCCCCAGGUGUCAUGACUGAAAAUAGCUCUGGGAAGCAGGUUUGUUGUUUGCUUGAGAGGGUGGUUAAGGAAAGGGAACACUUGGUUUACACUGCUUCUUUCAUAAUGCACGACAUGAAGGAGUCAGAAGCUCUGAAUCUGGAGUUCAGCAGCUCACCUUUGGCAGAUGGGGGAAAGGGCAUUAGCACAAAGUUCAUUAGCCCUGCCUGGCUGCGGGCCCAUGAGUGCCUGUGUUGGGGUACCCUGACUCAGCUGCCACACAGGAGCAUUCCUGGCAAAACACUCACCCAUCUGCACUGACCAAAGAAACAAGAUGAACAAAGAGUCACUAUUUUCAGUAGCACCUGCCUCUUCAGGUAGGAAGAGCUAGUAUCUAAGGGGAGGAUUAAUUUUAAUUCUAAAAUAAAUAUUUGCAGUAGCCUGAGUACUUGACUUUCUUCCUUGACACAACUAAGUUUAAGAGACCUUAAAUCACUAUUUUUGAAGUAUCUAAAGAUUUUGAUUUAGAUUUUCCUAAAUAAAGAUGAAAAAAGAA
Messenger RNA from Melospiza melodia melodia, 1436 nucleotides. It is a transcript of the gene TEN1, whose product is annotated as TEN1 subunit of CST complex. NCBI's taxonomy places the organism in Eukaryota, Metazoa, Chordata, Aves, Passeriformes, Passerellidae. Gene Ontology annotation, cellular component: CST complex. The coding region runs from base 352 to 735 and encodes 127 amino acids. Gene Ontology annotation, biological process: negative regulation of telomere maintenance via telomerase. The transcript is spliced from 5 exons. Gene Ontology annotation, molecular function: single-stranded DNA binding; telomerase inhibitor activity; telomeric repeat DNA binding. The record is from RefSeq and is a predicted model, not a curated record.